GGCUUCCUGCCGAGGCUGCCUGGUCACAUGAUGUAACGACGCUGGCUACGAGCUAACAGUUAGCCUCGUUUGUUAAAGCCGCUGUCAGGUAUCCCCGCACGGACGGGUCGGUCCGGUGCGACCCAGCGAACACACCGCCGCUGCCCGGGAAUCCGCCGGGCAUUGCAGAAAGAGACUCCUCUUCUUUCCUACGCACCCUCUUCAAGAUAUCCACUCAUUAAACCGCAGCUCAAUCAGCCCUGCGUCCUCGGGGGGGGUCCAGAGGCCGGCCCGUCUUCCGUCAGCUACCAGACGUCGGCAGACUGUGGCGGAGGACUCUCAUGGACGAGAUGGACGGGCGAUAAAUAAGACGUCAACCUCAGAGGUACACGUUGAUUUCGUAAUGACAAGCUGCUGUGCAGAAGAUGUCCACGCUGUCUGUGACUGAUAUCCCAGAUGUUGGUCAUGAUGAGAGUAAGGUGUUCGACGGGGCCUCUGAGCUGCAGCUGGACUGCAUGGUUGAGGAGAGCAGUGGAAGCGGCGUCGCAAUGAAGCACGAGGGCCUGCUGUCGCUCACCGCCCUCUCCCCGCCCCAUGACUUCCCCGCGGCCCCGCAGAACGGCCCCCCGCUGCCCGUGGAGCCCGGCGACAUCAAGCUGGAUCCAGCUGCAGGAGACACAUCUGGCGGCAUCGAUGGCCAGCCGGUGAAGAGAAAGAAGGGACCCGCUCCGAAGAUGUUGGGGAACGAGGUUUGCAGCGUGUGCGGCGACAAGGCCUCGGGUUUCCACUACAACGUGCUGAGCUGCGAGGGCUGCAAGGGCUUCUUCCGGCGCAGCGUCAUCAAGAGCGCCCAGUACGCCUGCAAGAACAACGGCCGCUGCGAGAUGGACAUGUACAUGCGGCGCAAGUGCCAGCAGUGCCGCCUGCGCAAGUGUCGCGAGGCGGGCAUGCUGGAGCAGUGUGUGCUUUCUGAGGAGCAAAUCAGACUGAAAAAGAUGAAGAAGCAGCACGAGGAGGAAACGGCCCGCACGUCCACAGUGGUCACGCCCUCCCCCCCACAGGAAGCGGCCGCGCUCGACCCGCAGCAGCAGGAGAUGAUCGAGAAGCUGGUGGCCAUGCAGAAACAAUGCAACAAGAGGUCCUUCCUGGACCGGCCCAAAGUGACGCCGUGGCCGCAGAGCCAGGACCCGCAGAACCGAGAAGUGCGGCAGCAGCGCUUCGCCCACUUCACCGAGCUGGCCAUCAUGUCGGUCCAGGAGAUUGUGGAUUUCGCCAAGCAGCUUCCCGGCUUCCUGGAGCUCACCAGAGAAGACCAGAUCGCGCUGCUGAAGACCUCCACCAUCGAGAUCAUGCUCCUCGAGACGUCCAGGAGAUAUAACCCCGCCAUCGACAGCAUCACCUUUUUAAAGGACUUUAGUUAUAAUAAGGAGGAUUUCGCCAAAGCAGGGCUUCAGUUCGAGUUCAUCAACCCCAUCUUUGAGUUUUCUAAAGGAAUGAACGACCUGCACCUGGACGAGGCCGAGUACGCCCUGCUCAUCGCCAUCAACAUCUUCUCAGCAGAUCGGCCCAACGUACAGGAUCACGAUCUGGUGGAGAGGCUGCAGCAGCCGUACGUGGACGCCCUGCGCUCCUACAUCAUGAUAAAGAGACCAAAAGAUCACCUGAUGUUCCCUCGCAUGCUGAUGAAGCUGGUGAGCCUGCGCACGCUCAGCAGCGUGCACUCGGAGCAGGUGUUCGCCCUCCGCCUGCAGGACAAGAAGCUGCCGCCGCUGCUGUCUGAGAUCUGGGACGUGAACGAGUGAGCGCAGCCCCCAUGUCACACUCCAGAGACAGACUGGCGUCCAGCAGGAUCACGGACUCGCACCUCCCCAUCCGGUCAGGGACUGGUCGCAGCAUUGAGGGGUUUUGUUUUUUCUUUUUUUUUUUUGAAGAGCGUCACGGUGAUUUCGCUCUCAGACUGUAAGACGGAUCCAUGAGGACAAACGUUUCACCUUUUUGUUUCCCAUCCGGAUGCUGCUCCACCAGCGUCUGGCUCUUUCAGCCGGUUAUCUGAUGUCUCGUCCGUCGAUGUCAAUCUUCUUGUCUGAUCCCACACUCUUCCUCCUACAGCGGUUAGCAGGAAGCACCGAAGCAGGUCUCGGCUGCGGCUGCAGUCACGAGUCGAGAUCGCAGCUGCACUUUCGGUUGUGCAAUAGGUGGAAACACACGCAGGUUUGGGCGUGAGCGGCCCGGUAAUCUGCUCCUCACUUCACUGACGUUAGAGUUCAAUGGUAAACAAGUAAAAUGAAAAGGUUGGUGUUGUAGCUCAGGUAAAGUAAUGUGAAGUAGACCUCUGGGAAUUGGACACUAUUUCAGUUUUAUUUAGAUGGCUUUAGUUUUCUUCCAAGUGACCUUUUUUUUUUUUUUUUUUUUCCUUUUGGUCAUUCAAAGCAGCCCCGUUAACAUUCAUGUAAAUUUUGUAUUUAUUUUUUUUUUUUUGCACACACAAAAAAAAAAUGUAUGGGGACACAGACAAGUAUCCAAAUGAUUGUACAAUCUAAUACUAAUGCACAAGAGAAACACUCUGACGGGCAAACUGUGUCCUGGAUCACAGGAGAACUUCAGGUUUACCUGAUGCUCUGCUGCCUUUCAUGAUGCCUGGACUGGUUCAGAUUUCAUGAAAAUGAAGUUAAGCCCCUACUUCUGUUCCCCGGAUGAAAUUCUAUCCUCAAAUCAGAAUAAAACGGACCGUACGGGGCUUUCAUAGCAGCAGAGUGAACCGAGUGUGUGUGUGAGCUGUGAAUGCAUAUGGAUAUUUGUGUGCAUAUAACUAGAUCUGUACGUGUGAGAAAUGUUUAGUGUGUGUGCUGAAUUGGGAUUUUGUGUGAUCGUACUCAUCGUAGCUAACUAUAACGCACAAGAAAGUUAGUUAUGAUGAGUUAUGUGAUUUCCCUUUGCGGUUCCCACAAGGACACGUAAAUGUUCCCCUCUUCACUUCCCUCAGAUGGACCUCAACUACUUUUUUUAUAACACUUUCCUGAUCAUAAUAUAAAGUACUCAUGCGUGUGAGUAGAUCCCACAGUGUUUGUGCUUAUCACAAUUUCGUGAGCAGAGUUCACAUUUACUAGACAGAAAAUUCAGCAAUUGCCGUGGAAAAUGAGUCUAAUCUCUAAAUAAAGUCAGUUUCAAUAAAACCUGGUGCAAAAAUACAGUGAAAUGUUAAUAACAUUUCUAUAGCUGUUGCGUUACGCAUGUUUUUAAAAACUCAGCCUGGCUUUGAGGUUAGUUCUAGCCUGCUGACCUUCAUGACAGCAUGGCAUCUUUAAAUUUGUUUUAGAAAACCUAUAUUUUUUUUGUAAUUGUCUCAAUUUGCUCUGUGGCUUUUCAGCCCCCCCCCCCCCCCCCCCCCGUUGUAGCUCCUAUCCAGCUCUUGUGACGUUACCUUUGUGAUCACUGAGCGUUAUGAUGACGGUUUAGAGGCUGGAAGGAAACGGAUGACUGAGACUCAGUCUGCCUGUCUGUGUCAAGGGCAAAAAAAAAAAAACCUUUUCACAAGCCGACUGAGGAGUUGGCACGAAUUUGGAGAAGAUGGAGACAUUUCUAUGUCCUUGUAGGUCUACGCACAUCUCUGCACCCUGUGCAUGCACAACAGUAACAUUACACACACACACACCUCGUAGCUGCUGUGUUCGCUCCAUACGACCAACUCCAUCAACACGAUCUCUGUUUUUAUGCUUCUGUGACAUUGACUUUCAUUCAUUUUAUUAAAAAGCACCGUUUAAUUUCCAUGAUUUAAAUGUGUGAGAAAUCCAUAUGCAGAAUUAAUUCAGCUUUUGGAAGAUGUAGAAAAUUUGUGCAUAUUUUUGAUAAUAUAUUGUGAUAAUACUGAGGCAGGAGAAAAUAAAACCCAUGUAUAGAAUGACACAUGAUCUUAAGGUCUAUUAUACUCAACAUAAACAGCUUUAACAGACUUUGAAGACGGAUUAGAAAGAAAUCUGUCAACAAGUAGGAAGAAAAAACAAACAGGACUUUGAGUUUUACUGAGUGAAACAGUUUUUUUUGUUGUUGUGCAUUUGUUGUUUUCCAUACGUUAUUCUGUGCGGCGUGACGUUCAGAUGCUGCACACUGGACGAUGAAGGACUGUCGAUCUUCAGUUGUGACGUUCAUUCUCUCUUCCUGUUUGAUUCAAGAGGGCUAGAAACCGGACGAUCCACUGCGAGUGCAGCCUGUUUGGAAGUGGCAGCAAUCUGCACCGGUAUUUCAGGAUGUCGCAGCCAGAUUCCCAUAACUGUAGCUUUACAAAGGGGGAUGAAUCACGUCCUUUUCAGCUUUUCAGCAUCACGUCGAAGAACCGGUUUAAUCCAGGCAUCGUACAUUACUGCUCGAUGGUUUGAAAUGCAGAUUCACACACACACUCACACACACACUCACACACACACACACAGCUAACACAAUGUGCUUCUGCUUCAUCCGAACUCUGAGGAAUCGUCCUGAAGCCACUUGAUGUGUGGAGCUGUCUGCGUUCUGUACUGGACUGUCUUAUCUUUUACCUCCAUUCACCAGCAGUUUACCUGUUCUGGACCUUCCAGAUGGUCAGAUGAUAUAUUUUUAUAAGCACGCUUUUCAACAUCAACAUUUUGACUUGUUCCGGUGGAAAAAGAAGAAAAAAAGCAUGGUUGUUGAGGUGUUGUUAUUCUAUUUCAGCGCUCCACUGGGGUAUAAACAGACUGAAACUAAAGCAGCUAAAUGGAAUGCGGCCAUCACUCCAUGCUUUUUUUCUUUCUUUCUUUCUUUCUCUAACUCGGACAUGAAAAAAGAAAAGGAACCACUACAUUUGCUCUGGGAAUGGUGAAGUUCUGAAUUAGAGCUUCAGACUGUUUCAUUUGAAGUCAUUAACACUUCAAUAUUGGUCCAAAUAAAUGCAUCUUAAGGAGGAAAUGAUCAAACGAAUGAACUGUUACUUAACAACCUGAAUCGACUAAGAUUUCCCUUCUUUACGUUAAACUACCAGCUUCAGUUCUCCUUCAAUGGGGAAAUAAUUCAUCACAGUGUGGACGAUGGCUCCGCCAUGGCCCGGGGAUCUGUCCUCUGCUUUCAUUUGGAAGGUUUCAGUGUAUGUAUGUCUUCAAGAGAGGGCGAGUCCACCAGCAUUUUGCUUCACUUGAAUGUUAGGAGAACCAGAGAUUGGAUGAAGGGGCUCUGAAAGGGAAAAAAACAAAACAAGUUUGUAAAUCAUUGAAUUAAAAGGUUAAAUCUCUUGUUCCAUUUAGAUUCAUUAAAAAUAUUUUUUAUUAGUAAACACUGUUUGAAUCUUUAUUCUAAAAGCUUGUAAAUUAAUGCGGCGGUCAGCUCCACCUGUUGGCUGAAUGAAUCCAAACAUUUAGGUGUCACCCUCCAAUGGCGUGCACGUCAGACUGCAAAAUCCCAAAACAACCUUACCAGUUUUUCUUCCUCAACAGUGUUGGAAAAGCAUGUAGCAAAAGGCUGCUGCUGCUGCUGCUGCUGCUGCAUUGUUUUCCCGCCUUGUGUUUGUCUGAGACAACAGGACUUCUUAAAAGAGCCAGUUCCCAUUUUCAAGUUUUGUAAUGAAGAUACAUCUCAGAAAAUGUGAAUAGAAAUGAAAAGUUAACCAUUUUCUCAACUCUCUGUGCUAAAAUCAUGCAAACUAAAAUUUCUACACCAUUGCAUUUACUUACAGUAAGUCUGUGUCUCGAAGCACCACCUUGUGGUCCAAACUGGUAUUGCAAGGCAAUAUGAGCUGGGCGAGUUGAAACUUGCAGGCGUUGGGAGAUGAAGCAUCGCUAAGUGUCCCUUGAGAUGACAUUGAGUGUUUUGUCUCGAUCGCUUGGUUAUUUGAGCUCAUAAUAAAUUCAAAAUAUUACAUAUUGUACCUUUUUGAUGUGACCGUGGCUUCAAGUUCAAAGAAAAGAGGGGGAAAAAAUAAAUAUUCCAAUAUUUUAGCAUGGUUUGUUUUUGAUGUUUAGCAAUUUCACACUAAAAAUCUGAAGAAUAAAACUGAAGGCUUAAAGAUAUCAGUUUAUAUGGAGUAAAUCGAAAUUAUAUCUUGAUGUUUGAAUUGAAAUGAACUUGUCCAUUAUAUUCAGAUUUUUUGAGAUGUGUCUAUAUUUUGUGGUUUUUUUCUUCUGAAGUUGCCUCUAUGUGUAUUCUCAAAGGAAGCGGAAUGGCUGUAAAAAGGAAGAUAAAAUGUUAGCAGGGUAUUUAAACAGGAACACGUUUGACCACGUAUUGUAUCGAACCUUCUGCCUUCUCUAAAGUUGAAUUUGUGUGUUAUUGACACUAAAUAUGGGAACAUAUUUUAGAUUUCCUGACAUUCUCUUAACCCUUCAGCAAUGUCUUGAAUUGUUUCUUUAUUAACUGAGGCAGAUUAACACAGAACUGUGUACAAAGUUGUGUCACAGCAGCGAUUGAGUAUUUUUUUUUCUUGAGUUGGCUACACAAAACUUACUUUUGAAACCUUUUUGAUUUUGUUUUGCAGUAAAACUUGUGGGGUUUUUUUCUUUCAGUUUGAUGCUUGCAGAGUAUCUCUAACAGCAGCGUCUCUCUGAUGCUGGGGGAUGUUCUCCCGCGUCACGUGUCAGCCGAUGGAGGGAAUACUAAUGAAUGGUGGAGAGUGUGCGUGUGUGCGUGCGUGAGUGUGUGUGUGUGUGUGUGUGUGUGUGUGUGUGUGGUCUGCUCAAAUCAAACCAGCUCGAAGCAUCAGACGCUGCCUCUCAGAAGUUCCCUUGUGUUCGUGUGGUUGUGUUGAAGCUGAAUUGUACUGUAUAUACUGUGACUGUCAUCUCUGAUCUCUCUUAAUUCCUGUUGUUGAAAGGAUGACACUGUACACAUUGUUGGUAUAUAGAAAUGCAAAGCUAUUUUAAUACUUGUAACUCCUGAAAACCUUCUGUUUUGUAUGUACAGUAUGAAUUAAAGCUCUGCUGUAGUGCUGAC
Messenger RNA from Salarias fasciatus (jewelled blenny), 6909 nucleotides. It is a transcript of the gene nr1h3, whose product is annotated as nuclear receptor subfamily 1, group H, member 3. Gene Ontology annotation, cellular component: RNA polymerase II transcription regulator complex. The record is from RefSeq and is a predicted model, not a curated record. Gene Ontology annotation, molecular function: zinc ion binding; RNA polymerase II cis-regulatory region sequence-specific DNA binding; nuclear receptor activity. Gene Ontology annotation, biological process: lipid metabolic process; cell differentiation; negative regulation of transcription by RNA polymerase II. The transcript has 11 exons. The coding region runs from base 405 to 1781 and encodes 458 amino acids. Lineage: Eukaryota; Metazoa; Chordata; Actinopteri; Blenniiformes; Blenniidae.